Molecule: messenger RNA, 1083 nt
Organism: Aspergillus heteromorphus CBS 117.55
Lineage: Eukaryota; Fungi; Ascomycota; Eurotiomycetes; Eurotiales; Aspergillaceae
Exons: 1
Coding region: 1-1083 (360 amino acids)
Source: RefSeq, a predicted model, not a curated record
AUGCCCGUCCACAGGGCCGUCAUCGCUCGCAGUCCAUUCGUCGCCGCCCUCCUGGAGACUCCGAUAUACAAGCAGGGACACUAUGAGAUCAUCGCCGUGUUCGCUAUUCAGGCCAACAUGAUACAAGGCUUUGAAUAUGCCGCUCGUAACCUGUACGGAUCGCCUCAUCUGCAGGGUGAAAAUCUCCGAGCAACGACACUUGCACUGCUUGGGUAUACCGAAGACAACGAAGACAUGUUCCCAUUCCCAAUCAAGAUAGCCAUGGUGGAUCUGGCGUUCUCGUACGCAACAUCAGGUGCAUUCUUGCAAGUUAACAGUAUCCUCGAAGCUGGCGUGAGAAUGGUAUUGAAUCUCAUCGAUUGGGAUACAGUCGAGGCCGUCUUUCACUUCGGCCUUCGCGUUGAGAACUUCUCCAUCUCUUUCGAGAGCAGUGUACCUUCCAGUCUCACUGAGGUCCAUGACAGUCAAGUAACGCCGGUCAAUCCGUCGACCCGAAGCCGAGAGCUGCAUGAGAUCUGGGCCCCCCUGCUGGUCCGGGCCGCGUUGACGUUCAUUGUGGACCAUAUCGAUGCCGACUUUGUCUUGGACCCCCAAGCCCAGAGCAUAAGCAUUCCCAACCGAAUCCCAGAGCAUCUCCAGUCCGUGCCCGGGGCGAUCUGCUCGAACCCAGGACUUGCCACAGUGAAGUUUGGAUCGUUGACUGACAAGAAGCCCGGCCGCAAAAACACGAUCGCCUCUGCUAUUCUGAUUUCGCUCCCCUACGCCCAGCUGAAAGAGGCUUUCAAGACUUUGAAUGCUCGGCGGGUAUUGUCCAGCAACCUUGCCCAGACAGUCGUAGUUGAGCGGGAGGCACGACGAUUGCAGGCUCUGCGGGAGCUGGCUCGACAGGGCGGCACACGCGGCAAGGAUAUCCCAGAUGAUAUCAAAGAACUGGGGUAUCAAGAAUUCUUCGUCUCCAAAGGGGUGUACUCUGAGGCACCAGGUUCCGCAACGGUGUCAAUGGAGAUCAUGCUUGAUCGGGAGUGGACUGGUCUUGUCGUGCCGGAGAUCACGGUAGUCAAUCACACCUUCUCUCCCAAGUAA